Messenger RNA from Planococcus citri (citrus mealybug), 2472 nucleotides. RefSeq names its product protein tipE-like. The transcript has 4 exons. Gene Ontology annotation, biological process: regulation of sodium ion transport. Gene Ontology annotation, molecular function: sodium channel regulator activity. The coding region runs from base 603 to 1448 and encodes 281 amino acids. The record is from RefSeq and is a predicted model, not a curated record. Gene Ontology annotation, cellular component: plasma membrane. NCBI's taxonomy places the organism in Eukaryota, Metazoa, Arthropoda, Insecta, Hemiptera, Pseudococcidae.
UCCGAUAUCGCGAUACCGAAAGCCUAUCAAGUUUUUCUUUUUCUUUUUCCAUCUCGUUGUUAUAAAACAAUGUAUAAACAAGUUUAUUAGUUUGAUUUAGUGAAAGAUGAUUCGAAAUUGAAUAAUUUGUCCGGCAAUAACGAGAAUUCGUCGAUACCGUAGAAGGCAUUCCCCUCCUGGAAGACAGCCCUACGCAUCAACACAGUUUACCAUUGAACGAAUACUGAUGCGAGCAGGGUAGAGCGCACUAAUCACACACAAGAGCACAUUGAAUAUUCAAAGCAAAUUGAUAAAACGACAAAUUCAUUCAUCGGCAGAGUCCACACCAACGUGCAACGUGCAAAUCGGCUAGAAGAAAAAUAAUGCAACCAUCAGAAUAAUUUGCCACUUGAUCAAGUGCGCUGUAUAAUUUCAAAAUUAUAGGAAGGGAAUGCGUACCAAUAAAAUCUACUAAUUUUAUUACCUAAAGAAAAAAAGCCUAGAGAGAAAAAAAAAUUCGUCGCCUUAAUUUAGAGGAUCGAAUACGCUUACGAAUCAAUUUUUAUAGGUUAUAAAAUUUAUCGAUUUAAAUUUACCAUAUUUAUUAUUAUAAUUAUAGCCUAAUGACAAUAAAACUAAAAGGAGAAGAAGAUUUGAGAAAUAUGACGUUCGUAGAGAAAGUAAAAUUUUACAUGUCUCUGUGUCUGGGCGUGACGGCUUUACUGUCUGUAUUCGCAUUCUUAUUUUUGAUCCCAUUCGUCGUCGAUCCUUCGAUCACAACUAUAAUGGCGAAUUUCGACGCUACGCCGGUUGUAUGCACAACUGCUAGACAUAUUUAUGCAGAAGGACUCAGUAAUUGUACAUGGGCCUCUUGUAAAGAAGGCUGCACGUCGGCGACUCCACGAUGUCAUCAGGUGUACGUUAACUAUUCGCAGAUACCUUAUGAAGACUGGGAAAAGGGCGGAUUAAACGUCGACCAAAUAAACUGGGUCGUCGGACCGGUGAAAUUUUUCAUCAACACAGAAGGCUGCGGGUACCCUCCGCGAGUAAACUGCACAGAAUUCUCUAGACGUUACGGAGCCGAAAGGGACUCGGUCGUAUUCCCUUGCUAUUACAGCAAACGAUACCCGGAAGACAAAGCGGUGGCUCAUUUCGACUGGAACGACACUGUGAAAAAUCUAGUCAUGGCAAUCGGUAUACCGAACGUGUUAUUUGGAUUAUCCAUCGGUAUCUUGAGCUAUUGGUACUGCUGGCCCAGUCCUUACGACAGGCAUCCCAAUAUACUCAGCACAACGUACGCCACUUUCGACUCGGACAGCACCAGAAGUAAAAAAAUCAAAUUAUCCAAACCGAAGCUGACCUUCGCCGAUGAUCGAAACAACUCCGAUAGUUUGGUCAAUUACAAAAUCCACAGCUUGGACGACGAAGACGACGACGAAUCGGACAGCGAUGAUAUAAAAAAUGACUGAUUGCCGUACACAUAACGUAACUGGACGUACCUACACCGCGAUAUUUUAUAUUUACUACGAAAAAAAAAUUGUUUAAAAAUUAACGCCAUCUUGAUAUGAAUUUUUUUCGAUUGAGUAUUUUCAUACUUUUAUAUUUUAUACCGAAACCUUUUGCUACUGAAAAAGGUAUACCGUUGAUUUUAUUGUUGUGACCUCUUAAAAUAUACAUCGUUUUCAGAGCGUUUCCAAGACACGAUCGAGUACCCCAAAGGUCCCUCUCAAUUCUCGUUUUUAAACGUGUGAAGUGAAAUACCAACCCUUCCAUUAUACGCACAUAUCUGUUCGCAGUAAAAGGAGCAUACCUUUCUCUAAACGACUUUUACGUGCUGACGAAAAAAUAAUCUGGCGUUGAAUUUUCAAUCUUCCUCGAGAGGUUUGACAUUUCAUUUUCAACUUAAAAACUUUUCAAAAGUAUACUCGAAACGAUGAAGUUUAGUUUCGAAGCGAUUACUGCGCGUCACUCGAUCAGCUCUAACGCUUUUCCAAUAUACCUACUCGUACUCGUACUGAAACCACAUACACACCUUCUCUUACCCGCAAAACUUUCUAUACCUAUGAAAUAUUUCUACUACGUUUUUUUCAUCUAAUUUUUCAAAAAGCUAACGCGUUUUUUUUUCUUUUCCACAACUACUUCCCCUCCACUGGUUCCUGUUAAUUUUUAAGUAUUUUUCUCUAUAUUCUUACGUUUAUUUGUUAUUUUUUUGUUUAGUAAUGUAUAGGGCUUUCAUUAUAUUUAUAAUCCCGUCCUUAAUAUUACAAUUUGGCUUCAACCAGUGUACCUAACACAAAUUUCUCUCCAUAGAACAUUACUACAAUUUACAAUGUACUUCUAAUGACUAAUUAAAAACAAGUACCUAUGUUGUUAUUGUGUAUUUUUUCAACGUAUUUCGCCAUAAUGUGUAAUUAUGUAAAUUUCUUAUCUAAGAUUGCGUUGUAUUAUUUUGUUUUUUGUUAUGUAGGGAAUAAAAAAUUAUCAAUUUAAAAA